CUGCUAACAGUAACAAGAGAGAAUAAACAAGGACGGUGGUUCCGGGUUGAACUGUAACAGUUUUCUUCGUACGAUCCACACAUUGGUGUUCCACACAUCCAGAUGAACCAUGAGACAACUCCUGAAGAAAGUCACCCAAAGAAAGACCUGUGGGCGAAAGCUGUAAAAGCCAUCAUUGCAGGGAUACCCAGCAAAGUCAAUGUCCAUCUGGAUCUGCAGAACCUGGAGAACACUCUGUUCAACUACUUCUGCGAGGACAAUGAUGAGAAGAUCUCCAUCACCAAGUUCAAAAAUGCCCUCUUCAGCUCUGGGCUUCGGGCCGAUGAUCCCAGACUUAAGGAGACAAUGAAACAUUUUGAUGAAUGCCAGAUGAAGGUGUCCUACGAUGGUCUGCAGUUUCCUUUCAUCAACAGAGAGAAAUUUAAAGAGUGUAUUCAGGACAACAUUGUGAUCAUUGCCAAGGCAUUCAGAAAUGAUUUCAUCAUCCCAGAAUUCUAUGCUUUCACGCAACGCAUCGAACAGCUCUACUGGAAGGCCAAAAGUAAUACUUCAGGGGAGCCUGCUUCCUACAUUCCCCAGCUGGCGCGAUACAACCCUGAUCUGUGGGGAAUCAGCAUCUGUACGGUGGACGGACAGAGGUAUUCAAUAGGUGACACGAAGGUCCCGUUCUGUAUCCAAUCAGUGAGUAAAUCUCUGACGUAUGCACUUGCUCUGAAGGAUCUGGGGCCGGCCAUUGUACAUCAGUAUGUCGGACAGGAGCCGAGCGGAGUCGCCUUCAACAGCAUCUCCCUCAACCCUGAUAAUAAACCACACAAUCCAAUGAUCAACCCUGGCGCCAUAGUAACCUGUUCUCUCAUCAAACAAGACCUCAAUUCUGCUGAUAGGUUUGAUUAUGCAACCAGUAUGUACAAACGGAUGGUUGGACAUGAGUACUUGGGAUUUAACAACUCGGUAUUCUUGUCUGAACGAGACACUGCGGACAGAAAUUUUGCUCUGGGAUAUUAUCUGAGAGAGAAUAAGUGUUUCCCGAAGGGAACUAAUCUGAUGGAAGUGAUGGACUUCUACUUUCAACUUUGUUCAACAGAAAUCAACUGCGAGUCUCUUAGCGUUGCCGCAGCAACGUUUGCCAAUGGUGGGAUCUGCCCGACGACGGGCGACCUGAUUCUCAACUCAGAUGCCGUCCGAAACACGCUGUCCUUGAUGCAUUCCUGUGGAAUGUACGACUACUCGGGCCAGUUCGCCUUUAAGGUAGGCCUGCCUGCCAAGUCUGGAGUGGCUGGUUCGGUGAUGAUCGUCGUUCCGAACGUAAUGGGCAUCUGUUGCUGGUCUCCACCACUCGACCAAUACGGAAACAGCUCCAGGGGAAUCCAGUUUGCCGAGGUCGGUACAUGACAUUUUCACAGAUAUAACAAAUAUAACCCCGACACACACACAAACAAAAGUGGUAUGGCCAUACCGUCUGUGCUAUACUCUGCCUACAAUGGUGACCUGACAGCUUUUAGGAGGUACGCUCUGUCUGGGAUGGACAUGUCGGAAGCUGACUAUGAUGGAAGGACAGCACUGCAUGUCGCAGCGGCGGAAGGUCACGUGGUGUCCGUUAAAUUCCUCCUUGACAAGUGCAAGGCCAAUGCAUUCUCAGUUGACAGAUGGGGAUUCACUCCACUGGAUGAUGCCAAAAGAUUUGACCAGCAGGAAUGUAUCGCCCUGCUAGAAGAACACAUGAGUCGAGUAAAUCCAGAGUGGAAUAAAACCAACCAAGAACCUCUUCAUCAUGACUACAUUAAAAGCUAUGACUGAACAAACAUGAAGCGGUGGCCACGACAGACGUGCUGGAACCAUAUUUGUAUAUAUCAGACUCAGAGAGAAAGGGGAGCAUUCAUUGGAUGGCUUGAAUUGCUGGUCAUGAACUUUUGGAACAAACAACUGUUUUUUUUUUUUUUAAAGAAUAGCAGCUCAUAAAGGAAUCUUUCAUUAUAUAAAUGUAGUUUGUUAAAGAGAGAAAGGGGAGCUUGAAUUGCUGUCAUGAACUUUUGGAACGGACAAAAUUGUUAAAAGGAACAUACCCUAGUUUUUAAACACUAACUUAUAUUUUUGACUAUUAUAACUGUUUUUGAUAACUUAAAUCAUACUUUACUUAGAUUUUAUUGCUUAGAUUAUCAAUGUCUGUACAUU
Molecule: messenger RNA, 2172 nt
Organism: Gigantopelta aegis
Lineage: Eukaryota; Metazoa; Mollusca; Gastropoda; Neomphalida; Peltospiridae
Product: glutaminase kidney isoform, mitochondrial-like
Exons: 16
Biological process (GO): L-glutamine catabolic process
Molecular function (GO): glutaminase activity; protein binding
Source: RefSeq, a predicted model, not a curated record